AGAGAGAGAGAGAGAGAGAGAGAACUCUACUAAAAUUUCAAGAGGAGACCAGAGGACAGCGCAUCCACAUAAGGAAGGUAGAGAUUGAAGGAGGGGGACAGUAACAAAUCGCUUCUAUCAUCCGAGACACGGUGCUGGUGUGACCGACGUAGCUAGCAGCAUCACCUCGCCUCCUGCGGACCUGCGCAUCAUCCGCGGCUCCGUCUCGCAGCUUCCCCGGGAGAAGACUAAAUCCGAAUCUCAGCAAGGCCCAGGUUGAACACCUCUGCUUGCUGUGAGAUAAGGUGAACAGGUUUCGAUCCUGAUCUGUUGUUAUACAGCUGGAUCCUGAUGAUGCACCACUUGUUGUGUCUGCUGGUACUCAGCUCAGUAGCCCUGCAGGAGGCUGUCGGGGGAGACGUGUGUGUAUCGGGUCAUGACAGUGGGCCAUUGUUUGAAGAACAGCCAAGCAGUUUAAUCUACCCAGAGGGCCUGAGUGAAGGCAAAGUGACCCUAAGCUGUCAGGCCAGGGCCAGUCCAACUGCAUCCUACAGAUGGCUUGUGAAUGGCACAGAGGUCCCGCUGGGUUUGGACCUGCGCUACACACUGGUGGCCGGCAACCUUGUGAUCAGCAGCCCUGAGCCUACUCGAGACACAGGCUCCUAUCAGUGUCUGGCCAUCAACCGCUGUGGCACCAUCAUCAGCCGAGCAGCUAACCUCAAAUUUGGCUACCUCCAUGACUUCCCUCCAGACAGCAGGAGUCCUCAGACAGCAUAUGAAGGAGUAGGAACUUUCCUGGCCUGCCAGCCCCCUUUACAUUACCCAGCUCUGUCCUACCGCUGGUUGAUCAACGAGUUUCCCAACUUCAUCAAGAAGGACGACGGCCGCUGGUUUGUGUCGCAGGUGACAGGUAACUUGUACGUGGCUAGAGCAGAGCCAAAUGACACGGGGAACUACUUCUGCUUCACCACCAUCAACAUGGACAUCAGCACCAAGAGCACCUUCAGCAAGGCCAACGCACUCACUGUCCUGCCCGAUGCCAAUCCCAGGAAGUCAGCUCCGAGCAUCAAAGUGCGCUUCCCUGCAGAGACCUACGGCCUAGCAGGACACACCGCUCAGUUAGAGUGCUUCGCCUAUGGAAAUCCAGUCCCAAAACUGCGAUGGAGGAAGGUGGACGGUUUGAUGCCUUCCAAGGCAGGCUCCAGUGCUGAGGGCCCCACCCUCAUCCUGCCAGAACUCUCCUUCGAUGACGAGGGUGUUUACGAAUGUGAAGCCUACAACUCAGAGGGAAGUGACACAUACCAGGGACGCAUAAAUGUGCAAGCUCAGCCGGAGUGGUUGCAGGUGAUGAGCGACUCGGAGGUGGAGAUCAGUUCUGAGCUUGUCUGGAGUUGUGUUGCUGCUGGUAAACCCAGACCCUCCGUACGCUGGCUACGCAACGGACAGCCACUCAGUACACAGGAGCGGGUAGAGGUGAACGGGGCUCGUCUUAAGAUCAGUAACCUGGCCCUGGAGGAUUCUGGGAUGUACCAGUGUGUGGCUGAGAACAAACAUGGCACCAUCUACUCCACUGCCGAGCUCAGAGUCCAGGUUCAGGCCCCAGAUUUCCGGUUGAAUCCAGUAAGGAGACUGAUCCCAGCAGCCAGAGGGGGGCAGGUGAAGAUGGAGUGUCGCCCUCGAGCUGCCCCCAAGCCAAGCCUUUUCUGGAGCCGUGGGACAGAGCUGCUCACCAACAGCAGCAGAGUCACCGUAACUCCAGACGGCGUCUUAUGGAUCAACAACAUCAGCAGGGCAGAUGAAGGGAAAUACACCUGCUUUGCUGAAAACUACCUGGGCAAAGCCAAUAGCACCGGACACCUGUCUGUCAGAGAUGCCACCAAGAUCACGCUGGCUCCUUCCAACGCUGACAUCAACCAGGGGGAGAAUGUGACGCUGCAAUGUCACGCCUCCCACGACCCCACCAUGGACCUGACCUUCACCUGGGCCCUCAACAGGGUCCUGUUGGACCUGGAGGCCUCGGCCGGGCCGUAUCACCGGGUGGAGGGGAAGGAAAACAUUGGUGACCUGCUGAUUGUGAAUGCUCAGCUGAGUCAAGCAGGGAUGUACACGUGCACAGCUCAGACUGUGGUGGACAGCGCUUCGGCUUCAGCCAAACUAGUGGUUCGAGGCCCCCCAGGACCUCCUGGAGGAUUACUGGUGAAGAACGUGGCUGAGGCAUCGGUGGAGCUCAGGUGGAGUCGUGGCUACGAUAACCACAGUCCCAUCGGCAAAUAUGUCAUCAUGGGCCGGUCUUCGCUCUCAGCAGGGUGGAAGAAGAUGAGGACAGAGCCAGUGAACAUCGAGGGGAAUGCAGAGUCGGCUCGUGUGAUGGGACUGAUGCCCUGGAUGGAUUAUGAAUUCCAGGUCAUCGCCAGCAACAUCCUGGGCAGCGGAGAGGCCAGCCUGCCCUCACACACCGUCCGCACACAACAAGCAGCUCCCACAGUGGCCCCCAGUGGUCUUGGAGGAGGAGGAGGAGACCGUAAUGAACUCAUUGUUACCUGGACGCCCAUGGCCAGAGAGUACCAGAAUGGUGAUGGCUUUGGCUACACUCUGGCAUUCAAGAAGAAAGACAUGCCAUCUUGGACUGUGGUGCGUAUUCCUCACGUGGAGUCAUCCCGAUAUGUCUACUACAAUGACAGCCUGACGCCGUACAGUCCCUUUGAGGUGAAGAUCAAGGCUUACAACCGCAGAGGAGAAGGUCCAUUCAGCCAGAUCGCUGUGGUCUACUCUGCAGAGGAAGAGCCGACAGUGGGGCCAUCAACCAUCAACGCCACGGCGCUGAGCGCCUUUGAGAUCCAGGUUUCAUGGGAACCAGUCCAGCAGCUCAGCGGCAUCCUCAGAGGAUACGAGAUCCGGUACUGGCGGCAGCAUGAACGGGAAGCGGCAGCAGACCGAGUGCGAACAGCAGGACUGGAAACCACAGCCAGAGUGUCUGGACUCAGACCCAGCACUCGAUAUCACGUCGCCGUUCUGGCGUACAACAGCGCCGGCACGGGUCCGACCUCACCACGCACCACCGUCACCACCAGGAAACCACCUCCUAAUCGUCGUCCGGGCAACGUAUCAUGGAGAACUGAUGGCUCAUGGGUAACAGUGAGGUGGGAUCCUGUGAAGGCCAUGCACAAUGAGUCAGCUGUACUGGGCUACAAAGUUCUGUACAAACACGAGGGCCAGACAGCACUGAAGGUUCUGGACCACACCAAGACAUCCAUGAGCCUGCCGCUGCCAAAAGACAACGGUUACGUUGUGUUGGAGAUUCGGUCGUGGGGAGAGGGCGGGGACGGGCCAGCACACGAGAUUAUUGUGUCCCGGGACUCCGGAACGGGUAUGAUGGUGCAGAAUGAGGCCUCCUCCCCACUGUCCACUCCCCCUCUCCACCUCCUCACUGGCUUGGUUCUACUCACUCUUGUGUCAUUGUUGGGCCUGUGAUCUCAGCCAUCUGUGGACCUUUCGAUUUGAACGGCUUGAAACUAAAGCUGUCCUGUGUCUCAGCCUGUGUUUUGGGUCGGGUGGGUUCCAGUGGUCUGGGAAAGUUGUAGCACCGCAGGGAUUGGACGGGUGUUAGAGAAAGGUGGGGGUUCACUUUUUUUAAAUAAUUAAAAAAACAAAGAGGGUCUUUAAAAAAAAAGUCUGGAUGUGUUGAAGGUGGUUGUGUAUUUGUGUACUGUUGUCAGUCAAACCAUGCCUUAUGGGGACCAUCACAUCUGCGGCUGACGCAUCACAGACUUCAGGUGUAAAUUAUUCAUAGAAACAAUGAUGUGUACAACUGGUGUACAUACAGUACAGUCUUAGAUGUGAUGGGUGUCUGCUUGUUCACUCUGAGAGCAACUUGACAGAUAAGUCUCUUUAUUCUGACCGGUGUGAAGCGCUGUGAAGGUCUGCAUCGAAAAUAUUUAGAACAGCUCCUCAUGCAUUUUUUACAGUUUGUUAUAUACUGUCGUUAUUGUAUUGUCACGGUUCGCAUAAUCCUGAAAAAAAAUUUCAUAAUGCAGCUUUUCAGUCUUGGAAAAGCCCUUCGACACUGUUAAAUUGUCCUAGAGAACAAUGAUAUGUCUUGGAACGGUUUUGAAAUGAAAAUUGGAUGGCUACAUAAACUUACUGUAGCCACAAAGUAGUGUAUACACAUCCCCAUAAUAAAUCAGGCGGUCUUGUUGCUCACAGUGUGAACACAGAAUAAGAGUCAGUCAUUGAAGAACCUUUACUUGUUGAUUUCAAGCUCCUGCUAAUGUCUGUAUGUUUGUUUGUGUUUUUGUCUCAGCUGUAAUUAUAGUAAGCUAUAGAAUUGUGUCAGCGGUCCAAAUGAAUGUCUACAUUUUCUAUUUUUUAUGUCUCAUUUUGGGGGAAGUAAAAUUGGAUAGAUGAAGGGAGUAUUUCAUUCUUUUAUUUGGUUUAUUGCAGCUACUUUUAGGCUGGUAGGUUGAUAUGAAUUGCCCGCGGCUGCACGAGAUUAAAGAGUUGGUCACCAAAGGUAUCAGAGUACAGAUAACAGUGUCAUAUAUCCUUCUUAUUGUAAUCCUGUCAGCAACUAUCAGCUCUGAUGAAACCUUUCUGGUUCACUGCAGUUUACAGCACGGAUGUGAUCUCCUCUUAUCAGGUCCGGGACAGGUCCGUUCAACAUGUCAAAGAUGAUUUGCUGAUCAAGUGCUUACGAUUUCUGUCUUUUGUUUUUACCUUUAUUUUUUGGUUGAUUUGCUCUGAACGGUUUGCUGUCAACAGUUUAAUACUCAAAAGGUUGACUGAUCAGCAGGGAUGUGUUUUUCAUACACUCGUGCAAAAAAAACAUAAGAAGACUAAAUACAUGUUUUAAAAAUGCCAAAAUCAUUGCGCAAACCAGCUUGCAAGUUUAAUUGGAAGGUUCUCUGUCACCCAGUAACUCUGGGUAGGAGAUCCAAAGAAACUCACAAGUUUCAAUAUUUUAAUGGUCUGGACAACCAAAACCUUUUUGUGUUACUUCCGUAUUACAUUUUAUAUUUUGCAAGUGGUUGAUUGAUACACUACUUGAUUGAUGUGCUUUAUUUUGUCAGGUAAAUGUAACUUGCUUCAUAGUUUUUCUCUUCUCAUGUCAUUUAAUGUUAUUUUGGAAGGAAAAAAUUUCUAUGAACACUGGAAAGCAAAAUAUCACAAAUGUCAAAAAAUUUACACCCUGAAUUUCACUUUGUAUGCUAUUAGUUGACCGUCAUUAUUAUUAUUGCUUACAUGACCUUUGCUUAGUACAAACUGAGAUUUAAA
Messenger RNA from Perca fluviatilis (European perch), 5250 nucleotides. RefSeq names its product contactin 2 (gene cntn2). The record is from RefSeq and is a predicted model, not a curated record. Gene Ontology annotation, biological process: brain development; cell-cell adhesion. Bases 331 to 3450 code for a protein of 1039 amino acids. Lineage: Eukaryota; Metazoa; Chordata; Actinopteri; Perciformes; Percidae. The transcript has 23 exons. Gene Ontology annotation, molecular function: cell-cell adhesion mediator activity.